GGUUGUCGUUGAUGACGUCUUCGUUUAUAGUGAUGUUGAUGAUACAUUUUGCCGGCCUACAAUCACGACAUAUCAUUUUCUCCUCAUCUUCCUUCUGAUUUGAAGAGAAAAUCUUCUCUCCACUUGCACACUUUGUCUGGUUAUUCGAUCAAGAUGAACGACUUGCUCACGGAUUCAUUUGUUGGUGAUGCGAAAAACCGGCCUCCGAAUACUGGUGAUGUUGAGAUGGGUAUGCGGGAUCCGAAGAGUGACUCCAAUGCAGGAAUGGAAGCUUUCAAUAAGCAGAUACAAGAGGUCGAGAAACAAGUGGAGAGACUGUUGGCGCUACUUAAGAAACUUAAGGAUGCAAAUGAGGAGUCAAAGUCUGUAACAAAAGCAGCUGCCAUGAAAGCCAUCAAGAAGCGCAUGGAGAAAGAUAUUGAUGAAGUCGGAAAGAUUGCACGUAAUGUCAAGGCCAGACUAGAAGCAAUAAACAAAGAUAACUUGGCAAAUCGACAGAAACCUGGAUGUGAAAAGGGAACAGGUGUUGAUAGAUCUAGAAUGAACAUCACAAAUGCUUUGACAAAGAAGUUCAAAGAUCUUAUGACCGAGUUUCAGACUCUGCGACAAACAAUCCAAGACGAGUAUCGAGAAGUUGUGGAGAGAAGGGUUAUCACAGUUACGGGAACCAGACCAGACGAAAAGACUAUCGACAACCUGAUCGAAACCGGUAACAGUGAGCAAAUCUUCCAGAUGGCUAUUCAACAGACAGGAAGAGGACAGGUGCUAAAUACUCUGGAAGAAAUCCAGGAGAGACAUGAUACUGUGAAGGAAAUUGAGAAGAGGCUACUAGACCUGCAUCAGAUUUACCUGGACAUGGGAGUCCUGGUUGCUGCCCAAGGAGAGAUUUUAGACAACAUAGAAAAUCAGGUGACAAACGCUGUGGAUCAUGUUCAACUGGGCACGGAUGCUCUCCGCACAGCAAAGAGCUUGCAAAAGAAGUCGAGGAAAUGCAUGAUGAUAGCCAUUAUCUUACUCCUGGUCAUCGCAAUCAUCGUCGUCCUCUCUAUUUUGAAGCCUUGGAAGAAGUGAUCAACAGAGUUUGGGAUAUUCAGUAUCAGUUCACCCAAAAAAAGAACACACUAUAGAACUUUUCUCUUUUAAACACCAACAUGAACCUUGCAAGCUGAAAUGUCCAUCUCUCUUCCCUUUCCUUUCCUGUCAUGUUAGUUUUAUUUCCUGUUUUCAGUAACCUUCCAAGCUGCAAUCAUUGUGCCAUUAACUGU
This is a messenger RNA of Tripterygium wilfordii, 1265 nucleotides long. Its product is annotated as syntaxin-132-like. Bases 154 to 1071 code for a protein of 305 amino acids. The transcript is spliced from 13 exons. Gene Ontology annotation, molecular function: SNAP receptor activity; SNARE binding. NCBI's taxonomy places the organism in Eukaryota, Viridiplantae, Streptophyta, Magnoliopsida, Celastrales, Celastraceae. The record is from RefSeq and is a predicted model, not a curated record. Gene Ontology annotation, cellular component: plasma membrane; endomembrane system; SNARE complex. Gene Ontology annotation, biological process: vesicle fusion; intracellular protein transport; exocytosis.